Messenger RNA from Drepanopeziza brunnea f. sp. 'multigermtubi' MB_m1, 1044 nucleotides. RefSeq lists its product as uncharacterized. Gene Ontology annotation, cellular component: cytoplasm. Gene Ontology annotation, biological process: trans, trans-farnesyl diphosphate biosynthetic process. Gene Ontology annotation, molecular function: (2E,6E)-farnesyl diphosphate synthase activity; dimethylallyltranstransferase activity. The record is from RefSeq and is a predicted model, not a curated record. NCBI's taxonomy places the organism in Eukaryota, Fungi, Ascomycota, Leotiomycetes, Helotiales, Drepanopezizaceae.
AUGGCGCAAACCACUACCCUCAAACAAUUCGAGUCCGUCUUUCCCACGCUGGUGGAGGAUCUCCUCGACCAUGCUAAGCAAUACAAGCUCCCCGAAGCUUUUGUCGAGUGGUACAAAGCUUCCCUCAAUGCCAACACCAUCGGCGGAAAAUGCAACCGCGGAAUGUCUGUCCCCGACUCCGUCUCUCUCCUCCUCGAAGCGCCUCUCAGCGAGAACCAAUACUUCCAAGCCGCAACCCUGGGAUGGAUGACCGAGCUGCUGCAGGCCUUCUUCCUGGUCUCGGACGACAUCAUGGACAGCAGCAUCACUCGUCGCGGCGCCCCUUGCUGGUACCGUCAACCGCACGUCGGUAUGAUCGCCAUCAACGAUGCCUUCUUGCUUGAAAGCGCCAUCUAUACCCUUCUGAAGAAAUACUUCAAGACCCACCCGUGCUACGUCGACCUGAUCGAGCUCUUCCACGAGGUCACCUUCCAGACCGAAAUCGGCCAGCUGUGCGACCUGCUUACCGCGCCCGAAGAUAAGGUUGACCUGGACAACUUCUCGCUUGCGAAAUACCAAUUUAUCGUCAUCUACAAGACCGCAUACUACUCCUUCUACCUCCCCGUCGCCCUUGCAUUGUAUCAUCAGAACAUUGCGACCCCCAAAAAUCUGAAACAGGCAGAGGACAUUCUGAUUCCACUUGGCGAGUACUUCCAAAUCCAAGAUGACUACCUGGACAAUUUUGGCCUUCCCGAACACAUUGGCAAGAUCGGUACCGACAUCAUGGACAACAAGUGCUCGUGGCUCGUCAACAAGGCGUUGGAGAUCGUCACGCCCGAGCAGAGAAAGGUGCUGGAAGACAACUACGGCCGCAAGAACAAGGACAAUGAGGCGGCGGUCAAGAAACUGUUCGACGAGCUGAAACUGGAGCAGAUCUACAGAGACUACGAGGAGAAGCGCGUAGGCGAGAUCCGCAAGAUGAUUGAAGAGGUUGACGAGUCGGAGGGCUUGAAAAAGACAGUGUUCGAGAGCUUCCUGGGCAAGAUCUACAAGCGCAGCAAGUAA